Messenger RNA from Trichoderma aggressivum f. europaeum, 1944 nucleotides. RefSeq lists its product as uncharacterized. The record is from RefSeq and is a predicted model, not a curated record. The coding region runs from base 1 to 1944 and encodes 647 amino acids. Lineage: Eukaryota; Fungi; Ascomycota; Sordariomycetes; Hypocreales; Hypocreaceae. Gene Ontology annotation, biological process: glycerophospholipid catabolic process. Gene Ontology annotation, molecular function: A2-type glycerophospholipase activity. Gene Ontology annotation, cellular component: cytosol; intracellular membrane-bounded organelle. The transcript has 3 exons.
AUGGGCCGUUUGGCGGUUCUGCUCGCUGCGGCGGCUGUCCUGGCACCGGCCGGGGCUUCUGCAGUGCCUCCUCACGACAUUUACUCUCGUGAUCUCCAAGAGUUCCCCCGGUCUCUCGAGAGCCGAGCUACCGAUCAGUCACCCAAGGGCUAUGCGCCCUCCCCAGUCGAUUGCCCCAGCACGCGUCCCCAGAUUCGCAUCGGCUCCCAGCUGAGUCCCCAGGAGAAGGAAUGGCUCCCUCGGAGACGCAAUGCGACCAUUGCGCCCAUCCGUGCCUUUCUGAACAAGGUCGCCAUCCCUGGCUUCAACAGCGACAGGUAUCUGUCCAAUGUUGAAAAGGACAGCACGGCGUUGCCCAACAUCGGCCUGGCCAUCUCUGGAGGUGGCUACCGAGCCAUGUUGAACGGAGCCGGAGCCAUUGCCGCCUGGGAUUCUCGGUCACCGGGUAGUAACGACACAGGCGCCCUGGGCGGUUUGCUACAGAGUGCAACCUAUCUCUCCGGCCUUUCUGGAGGUGGCUGGCUGGUGGGCAGCAUCUACACCAACAACUUCACCACCAUCCAGGAUGCGCUCAACUCGGAUACCAUCUGGCAGACGCAACACUCCAUUCUAAAAGGACCUGAGCAGUAUAGCUUGGUAGGCUACUACAAUGAAAUCUUCCAAGACGUUGAUGCCAAGGAUGAUGCUGGCUACGACCGUUCCAUCACCGAUUACUGGGGUCGCACGCUGUCAUAUCAGCUUGUUGAUGCUACCAAUGGCGGCCCUGGCUUCACAUUCUCUUCCAUUGCCGAUGAUCCCGACUUUAAAAACGCACAAACGCCUCUCCCUUUUCUUGUUGCAGACGGUCGUGCACCGGGUCAGAUCAUCAUCUCCAACAACUCUACCGUCUUCGACAUCAAUCCUUGGGAGAUGGGCUCAUCUGACCCAACCCUUAAUGGCUACGUGCCGCUCAAGUACGCCGGCUCCAGAUUCGCCAAUGGCACCUUGCCCAGGAACGAGAGCUGCAUGGUUGGCUUUGACAACGUCGGCUACAUCAUGGGCACUUCCAGUACCCUUUUCAACCAGAUUAUCCUCUAUCUCCAGGACGGCAACAGCACUCUUAUACCCGAGGGAAUCCCCGAUUUUGUCAUCAAGUUUGUGAGCGGCAUCUUGACUACGCUUGGCAACGAUAACAACGAUAUUGCGGACUGGACACCCAACCCCUUCAAGGGCUGGAACCCGGAGCGGAAUCCCGGCGCCGGCAGCGAGCGGCUGACGCUGGUUGAUGGUGGUGAGGAUCUGCAAAACAUCCCCUACCACCCUCACCUCCUGCAGGAGCGCAAGGUCGACGUCGUCUUCUCCGUCGACUCAUCGGCCGAUACCGACAACGCCUGGCCCGAUGGUGCCUCUCCCAUUGCCACGUAUGAGCGUGCCAUUGACAAGAUCUCCAACGGCACCGGCUUCCCCUACGUCCCCGGCAGGAACACGUUCCUCAACCUCGGCUUCAACACCAAGCCCGUCUUCUUUGGCUGCAACUCCACCAACGUGACGAGCGAAUCACCCCUGAUCGUCUAUCUGCCCAACUACCCCUACCAGUUCAACUCCAACUUUACCACCUUCACGAUGACGUACGAGCUGGACGAGCGUAACGCCGUCGUCACCAACGGCUGGGAUGUCGUCACCCAGGGCAACUCGACGCGCGACUCCAACUGGCCCGUGUGCGUCGGCUGCGCCAUGCUGUCCCGCAGCUUCGAGCGCACCAGGACCCCCGUGCCAGACGCCUGCAGCAAGUGCUUCCAGCAGUACUGCUGGAACGGCACCCUCGCAGAGCAUGAGCCGGCUGAGUACAACCCGACCAUUUUCGGCACGCCCAUUAAGAUUGAGAGCAUGGGCGCGAGAUCGGCUGGCAGUGCCACGAUGAUGACGGCGUUGGCGGCGGUGGUGUGUGCGGUUUUGCUCAUGUAA